AUGCUAAAUGGCGAUGGAUUGCUACGCGUCUUCUGGCCGAAUGAUAUACCACGCUCUUCGUCUCCGGGUGUGAUUGUAGGUUGGCGCAAUUCGCCUCUGGAUCUCUUCGUGGUAACCGUGUUGGAGCAUGUCGAGCCCAAAAACGUCGACAAUGCCCUGCGAACAGGCAUAUUAUUCCGCAAUUGCCCACAUCCAAUUGCACAGCUAUUCGUGCUUUGCGGAAAGUCGUCGAUGCAUGUUUUGGGCUCGACAAACCCCGUCGAACCACCAACAACCUUCGAUGCCUCACAUCUUUCGGUAACCACACGUUCAUCACAUAGGGUUCCUCGCGUGUUUUGUCCGCCGGAGGUGCAUAUCUCGGUCCAGGUUAUAAUGUUUAAUCGCCCUCACCCGACGCGUAUGCAAUACAUGUCAUUGGAUCCCAUUUCUUUAGCUCUAGCCGAUAAACGAAUAAGUUCAGGGAAAGGCGUAUCUUUCGCCGAGAUUGAUGCGGAGGAAGAAUUAGAGAAGGCACGGUCAAAGAAACUAAUUGAGAAACUCAAGUGGCAUGCGGUCGUUCGGCAUGUCCCCUCUCAAAAGGAGGUCAUGCUGCAUACUAUUCUAAAUCAAGUGAACUGCGCAUUUGAGAUUGGACAGCUUAUCGAAAGGAAUAGUGGAUUGAUCGGAACGCGUCCCAAAAGGAGCAUGAGUGUCAGCGAGCGCGUCGUUGAAUCUGCUACAACAAUCUGGGAUCUUUUCGUCUUGGGGAUUGCUUACGUGUUUUGGCAAUGGAUGUGGCCGGUUAUUACGAGAUGCUUCGUCUUCGGCUUGGUGUGUCAUCGAGCAGUAGCUGAAAUCGUUCUGCGUUUGCUUGAAUGGCGAGCUCGGCCUGAUGCUGCAGCUCUCAAAGAUAUAUCUGCCACAGCGCAGCAGGUAGACAUUCGACUACAACAAUUCUGCUACUGGCCGAUACAAUACGUCAAGCUUCGGCAGAGAAAAGAUAACUGGGAAAGCAUCACAACUAGCCAUCCCGAUUACAUUCGUUUUUAUAACUCGCUAUGGCUUGUAGCAAACGACGUCAUCAUCGGCAUUGCGCUGGGUUCUUACAUUAUUGAUAACGCUCAGUGGGUGGCCAGUCAGAUUAAUUACUUGAUAACAGAUUGGACAGUGGAGGGGUUGCAAAGAACUAUAUCAUGGCUUAUGGGCUGGCCCGCUGGUUUGAAGCUGAAUAAUGAAUUGGCUGCUUUUCUGGGGGACCUUUUCCUCUGGGUCAUUGAACACUGGGCUGCCUGUAUUGCCAACCUACAACCAUACCUACCACAUCUAAUAUACGUCAUUGGAUGCUCGAGCUUUGCCGGCGCCAGCAUGCCAAUUGCUCUGUUCUCUGAUUUACUCUCAAUCAUCACCAUUCAUAUUUACUCAUUCUACAUAGCGUCCGCGCGCAUUUUCAAUUGGCAACUUAGCAUUAUAAUAUCCCUCUUCCAUCUUUUUCGCGGCAAGAAACGAAAUGUUCUUCGAAACCGAAUCGAUUCGUGCGACUAUGAUCUCGAUCAGCUUUUGCUGGGAACGAUCCUCUUCACUGUUUUGUUUUUUCUGUUGCCGACGGUUGUCGUCUUCUAUCUUGCCUUUGCAUCGGCACGCAUGUUAAUCAUCUCGCUCAAGGCAGCACUUGAUACGUGGUUGGCAUUUUUGAAUCAUUUCCCUCUGUUUGCAUUGAUGCUGCGCGUCAAGGAUCCUGGACGCUUGCCAGGGGGGAUAUAUUUUUCGUUACGAGAAGAAGUCAUCAAACCAUCAUCCAAGCAGAAAGACGUGGAUGAACCCACCACCAUAUCGUACAUCCAUCUUGACUCCAUGCCUCUCUCUCUCCGCGCCAUGUUCGACCAAUACUUCCAACUCGGCCAUCGUCUUCGCAAACACUACAUAUCUCUGAGCGUCAUCCUGUGCCUCGUCACCGGCCAAUUUGUGCCUCCAAUACACCGUCGGAACCUCUACAGUAUGCAAUACAGCAUGCUUCCCGCGCACCGUGCCGGAAUGUUCGAAGUCUGGAACCGGCUGACGGAAAGAAAGAGUCAUUCCGCAGGAGGAGGUGGUGGUGUCGGUAUUGCCAGAGUAGGAAUGGCUAUUGAUACCAAGUUAUUUGGUUGA
Molecule: messenger RNA, 2124 nt
Organism: Talaromyces atroroseus
Lineage: Eukaryota; Fungi; Ascomycota; Eurotiomycetes; Eurotiales; Trichocomaceae
Exons: 7
Coding region: 1-2124 (707 amino acids)
Biological process (GO): GPI anchor biosynthetic process
Cellular component (GO): membrane; endoplasmic reticulum
Source: RefSeq, a predicted model, not a curated record